This is a messenger RNA of Paramecium primaurelia, 2285 nucleotides long. The record is from the annotation of a GenBank genome assembly. Lineage: Eukaryota; Ciliophora; Oligohymenophorea; Peniculida; Parameciidae.
AUGCUGCAAUUAUAGUUAGAGGUGAGGACAAUCUAAUUUUAUAUUAAUUCAAUGACAGAAUUCUGUUCGAUUUAAUUUAUUCAUAGUAUAAGAUAUUUAUAAUAGACUUAUCCUCAACUCCAUUGAAGUCAAUAUUGAAAUGUAGAUGUAGAGAUAUUCAAGAGAUUAGAGAAAGAAUUGAUUUAAAUAUAUAAUACUUUGAAAAAGGAAAUGUAAGUAUAAUUAUUUAUAUGAUUGUAGUUGAGACUAUAGAUUUAUGAUGGCUAAAUUAUUUUCGGAGAAGCCACUAUUAAUUUAGGAUUUUACAUUGAAAAUAGUCUUCCUGUUAUUAUAGACAAUAUUACAAUAUAGAGUAAGUAUGAUCAGGAAGCUUAUGUUGAGAUGAGUUUAGGUUGGAACUAAUUGGAAUAAAUACAAACUAAAGAAAUUCAAUAGAUUAAUCCCAUAAGAGAAUAACCAUUAUUUAUAAAAUUAUCUUAAUAAACAGCAAAUAGAGUACCAAUAGAGAUAUAUCAUAAAAUUGAAAAUAGAACAAUGAAUAAAAUCUGUUCUGAAUAGAACUAUUUUAUAGAAAAUAAAUAAGAAUAGAUUGAUAAUAAGUCCAUAGAAUAAAAGAAAUAAUUGGAAGAUGAAAAAAUAGAAGAAAAUCCAAAAGCAAAUCUCGAAACAGUAAAUUCUCAAAGAUUCUAAACACCUAAGGAUAAUAAAUUUGCAAAAAAGUAAAAAAUUUAAAAGUCUUCUGGAUUAUUAGAACAUUAUAAAAAAUAAAUUAAUACAAGAUAAACUUACAGUGAUUCUAAAACAGUUGUAAAAGAAUAAAGAUUAAGAAUUCUAUAGAAAAGUCCUAAUGAUUAAGGAGUAAAAAUUAGAAUUCAUAGUCAUUAAAAUGAAGAAUAUGAUGUAAAUAAAGGAAUAACAAAAUAAAAAGUUAUUUGUAAAAAAGCAAUAAUAACAGAAGAUUAUGGGAAAGAUGGUUAAAAAAAUUUAGAACCUGGAUUCUUUACUAGUAGAUAAUUAGAAAUAGAUUAAUAAAUAGAAAAAGAGUGUUAAUAAAUAUCAAUUUAGUAAUUAUUAAAUGAAAAUCAAUAAAUGAAAAAUUAGAUAUAAAAAUUAUCAUAAGAGAAUUAAGAAUUGAAAGAUCAAUUAAUAAAAAGUGAAGCAACAUUUAAUUUAUUAUCAGAAACAUAUACAACACUUAGAAAUGAAUAUAAAAAAGUCUAGAUUAAAAAUUAUGAUAGUUCCAAUAAUACAUUUAUUAUGAAUAAAGAAUAUGAAUUUAUUAAAAAAGAAUUAGAAUAGAAGUAAAAAGAGAUUGAAUUUAGUAAAAAGGAAACUGAAUUAUAGAAAAUAGAAUUAGAAAUAACAAAAAGAGAAAAUAUUUAAUUAUAAAUAGAUCUAGAAUAAAUUAAAAAAGAAGUUAUUAAUAAAAAUAUUGAAAAUAGUAAUCUCUUAAAGGAUAUUUAAGAUAAAUAAUAUAAAAUUAAUACUUUAGAAUAAGAUUUAUUUCAUUAAUAAAAUAAUUAAACAAUAUCUUAAGAUAUAAAUCUAUAGAAUCAUUUAAAUGAAUAAAAUGAAUAUAAUAAUCAUAAUUUAGAUUAAAUGAAGAAUAUCAUCAAAAAUUAAAAAAUUGAAAUUGAUAAUUAUUAAUAGGAAUUGAAAUAAACAAAAUAAAAUCUAUUAUUUUAAGAAAAAGGAGGAAAAUAAUAAUUCAAAUGUUAAGAGGAAUUACAAUAAAUUAAUUUAAAAUUAGAAUUGGAAAUUAAUUAGUUAAAAUAAAAAUUAAUUGAAAGUAAUUAAGAAAUAAAGUCAAAGUAAAUAAUGAAUGUAGUAGUAGGGCCUUAGAAAUUGAAAAAUUAAAAACUUAAAUCGAUUUAUACUUAUAAUCACCAGAUAAGUAGAAUUUUGAUUUGACAUAUCUUAUCAAUGAAUAUUCUACUCUAAAUGCAAGUCUUAAAUAAGAAAAUUAAACUUUGGGUAUUUUAUAAAUUUAAUUUACAUUUAGUCCAUUAAAAUAGAAAGGAUUAAGUCAAGCUUGAGAGUUUAUAGAAAUAAUUAGGCAUCAAUAAAGUAAUCAAUAUGAUAUUAAGAGAAAGAACAUUGUUGAAUUGAGCGAAUAAAGAUAAUAAUCUCUUGAAAAAGAAAUCUUAUAACUUGAAAAAGCUGUUUUAAAUGGUAAAUAGAAUAUGGCUGAUGUUAUUAAUGCAGUACUUGAAUGUGGUGGACCAGACUUAGCUGAAGCUGUUGAAAGGUUCUUAGUAAUAAGAAGGAGUAUGAAAAUAAGUUGA